AUGCUUAUCUUAACAAUAGAAUCAUACGAGAACAGCAAGACUCGAUAUGGUUCAACCGUUGAAGGCACUGAUACGACUUGUACUUGUUCUUCAGUAUCGUCUGGUGUCUGUAUGACAUACGCAUGUAAUACCACAAUACGGAAGAUCAGUUGCUUUCCAGGCUCAAGUCAAAUCGCUCUCGAUGAUGGUAGUUUUAAAGCGUUAUCAGACAUCUCGAUUGGAGAUCGAGUAUUAGUCAAUGAACAUAAUGUCUAUGAACCUGUUAUUGCUUUCAUUCAUGGAGAACGUGAAGGACUCUUCGGAUUUCUUGCCAUUGAUGUACAAUCGACUGUUUCGAAUUAUUCCUCUACGAUUUUUAUCUCAUCGCAUCAUCUUAUGUUUGAUUUCGAAUCUGGCAAUGCUCGUUACGCCAAAAGUUUUCAUGUCGGUGACCUAGUUCAAUUGAUUGAAAAUGCUCAAACAGUUUCCGGCAAAAUUAUCGACAUUCGACCAACAAAACAGAAAGGAUUCUAUGCUCCGCUCACUCCAUCUGGCACUAUUGUUGUCGAUGGAGUUUUGUGUUCGAACUAUGCUGUAGUAGAAAAUCAUGCCUUGGCCCAUAAAGUGAUGGGUAUCUAUCGAUGGUGGAUUAGUCUUGCUGGUGCACCUACAUUAAGCAAUCGACUACCUUGGAUAUUGCAAGUUAUGUACAAUGUGGAAAAAAACAUAGGAUUUAGUAUUUGGAAAACAUUUUUAACUAGUUAUAUUUGA
Messenger RNA from Rotaria sp. Silwood2, 750 nucleotides. The record is from the annotation of a GenBank genome assembly. NCBI's taxonomy places the organism in Eukaryota, Metazoa, Rotifera, Eurotatoria, Philodinida, Philodinidae.